AUGGACCCAGAAAAAUAACUGAUGGAUUAACCAAUAGAGGAGGAGUCAGAUAUGGACGAGGAUGAGAAGAGAUAGAAGGGAGAUUGGCAUUAACAAUUAUUGACUGCAUGUUAGAAAGGAGAUUUAACAGCAGUCUAGCGUUGUUUAGACAAGAGGGCUAAUGUUUUGUAUGAGGACAAGAAAAAAUGGAAUCCAUUAAUGUGGGCAUCAUGCAGAGGGUACACGGAAAUAGUGCGUGUUUUGUUGUCUCGUUAAGCAGCAGCACCAUAUGUUCCAGAAAUGGCGUUGAUAUUGUAGAACUUCGCAUAGACAAUGCCUAUUUAUUCAAGUCCAAUGAAUUAAUCAUCUCCAAGCAAGUCCACAUAUUUCGGAGGGAGUCCUGGAGGUGGAGCUUAGUCAGCAGUGUUUAGUUUUCAAUAAUCAUAAUUAACAAAGAAAGUGGUUUAAGGAGUUAUAAAUCAAUAAGUCCGAUCGACACCAUUGAUGUGGGCUUGUUUCAAAGGACAUGUUUAGGUUGUAUGGUUACUAUUGAAGUCAGGGUUGAGUUGGGAGGAUGUGGAUCAAUUUGGAAAUAACAGUGUUCAUUUGGCAGCAUCAGGAGGGAACUAAGUAGUGUUCUAGACACUGCUAUUUUAUGGAGUAGCUGUAGACAGACCAAAUACAAGGGGACACACUGCAAAGGAUUUGGCAACAAAUGCCUAUAUAUUACAGUUGAUUAAGUUGUUGGAGGUGAGUGGUUAGACAGCUAAAUAUUUCUGUAUGACUUGUAGAAAAUUUUGGAAAUAAGAAGAGUACAGAAUGGAAUGGGUAUAUGAGAAUGCCGAUUCUACUGAUUUGGAAAAGCCAGAAGGGAGAUGCUAGAAUUGUUGGAAUACUAUAAGGAAACAUACUGAAGAAUUGUUGAGCAUAAUUGAUAAAUAGGAUCAUAAGCUGUUGACAGAGAAGUUGAAUGAGAUUGAGAAGGGAAUAGUGAUUAAGAAUGAGAAUGGGAAGGAAGAAUUCUAAAGGAUAGAGAUCGAUCCCAAGAAUUACAAGUUUGCUUUGAUUGAACAGGAGAAGUUGAGGACUUAGAAUGUGAUAUUGGAUUAUUUGAGUACUUUGAAUCAUGUGCCUAAUUACAAGACUAUCUUGAAAUCUGUCAAUUAGAUUUAGGCUAUGUUGGAUGAUGCAGUAAAUAGGGGUGUUAAGAUUGAUGCUCAUGUUAAGGAGGAAGCUGAAAAGGAGAUGGAGAGACUUAGAGCAGAGAGAAAUCUAUAAUUCGAAUUAGAUAAUUUGGAUAUUGGAUUGUCAACACCUGAACAAGUGGUUGUGUUGAAUGAUAAAGUAGUUAUAGCGACGGAUAAAGGAGUGGAUAAGUAAUAUAUAGAUCAGGCCUCAGAAUUGAGGGAUAAGAUGGCAAAGGCUAUUCAAGCUAAGAAAAUAUUGAAGAUGUUUAAUGAGUAUCCUGCAAGAGAGAUACCAGAUCCUAUUAAAUGGGAUCCAAAGACCAAGAAACCUAUUGAUCCAAUAACAGGGAAACCGAUUGAUCCAUUGAAAUUGGCAUUGUAGAAUCAAAAGAAGAAGAAGAAGAAGGAACCAAAGUUUGUGAUUCCAGAGUGGGCUAAUGAUGUAAAGUCUUUAGAUGAGAAUAUCAAGGGAUUGGAGGGACUGUUGAAGGAGGCUGAAGUGCUUAAUUUAAAUCAUGAAUUUGUAGAGGAGAGUGUGCAAUAAAUAAAGAGGAUGAAAAACGAAAUGAGAUACAGGAAGGAAGUUGAUGAAUAAUUGAAAUGGAUUGCUGAUGCAAAGGCUGCUGAAAAAAAGAAAAAUAAAUGA
This is a messenger RNA of Paramecium tetraurelia, 1812 nucleotides long. RefSeq lists its product as uncharacterized. The record is from RefSeq and is a predicted model, not a curated record. Lineage: Eukaryota; Ciliophora; Oligohymenophorea; Peniculida; Parameciidae. The transcript has 5 exons. Gene Ontology annotation, molecular function: protein binding.